Molecule: messenger RNA, 3278 nt
Organism: Hydractinia symbiolongicarpus
Lineage: Eukaryota; Metazoa; Cnidaria; Hydrozoa; Anthoathecata; Hydractiniidae
Exons: 7
Coding region: 159-3218 (1019 amino acids)
Source: RefSeq, a predicted model, not a curated record
UCUAAACCGAGCAAGAGAUAAAAAUAUAUCCUGACAAGGCGAUGUUUUUAUGAGUAAUCGAUUUGAGUAAGAUGGUUUGUUAAAGAAUUUAUUAGAGUGAAGAAAUAAAAAACCAAUAGUUAUGUGAAACGACAAAAACAAAGUAAAGUUUUAAAUACAUGAAAAAAAAAUUGGACGGCGUUAUGCAAAACAAAAAAAAAAUGAGACUUCCACAUUUUAGAAUGAUACUUUUAGUAUUUUGCGUAUUUUGCGUAUUGAUAUCGUCGAUGAAUUGUUAUGUAGGUGUGCAGAGAUAUUUCAACGGUACCGAUAUCGAGUUUUACAAAAUAAAAAGUGAUGGAGCCUGCGAAAAAGAAUUUGCUGGGAGAAGUUGGUUUCGACCGACAAAUUCAAACUUGUGCGGUUACCCAUGCUUACCAAAUGGGAAUAGAGCUGCGUCUGUUUACAAGAACCGAUCACAGUCUACAGCCUGUCAAUACGAUUACGAGAUAAUGGACGAAGAAAAAUGCCUUGUCAACAUUGGUAAUAUCAGCAAAACUGAUGCAAUACAAACAGUGGAAACAUCUUCCUUCGGCACUGCAGAUCUUCACGAAAGCACUAAUAACUCGCUAACAAGGCUUUCUUUUUGUCGCUUGAGGGAAAGUGGCUGCUCAGUAAAAUAUCGAAAUAUCACAUCGCAAUGGCAGCCAUUUCGAAAUUCUAAUUGUUUUAAGUUUAAGGUUAAAGCUGAUGGCCAUAUUGCCGUUGCACAAGUUACGAUUGACUGCUUAGAAAAAGAAAAGCCAACACUUUCGGGUCAAAUGUUUCGAAUUGAGCUGACCUGUCGAAUCGAUGAGCAGAACCGGACCUUUAAUUCGUGUUUAUUGUUCAAGGUUUCGGGAACAUAUAUUGAAAAAUCUGGUACAUCUCAAAUAUCUACAGGAUGUAUGGUUCCUCCAGUGAUUCCAACAAAUCCAACAAGUCCAGUGACUAGAACGACCAGAACAACUGUUAUUAAAAAUGGUGAUAAUUAUGACGAUGAUGAAGUCUUCUUUGAACCUUUUGUUUGGGUUAUCAUUGCAUUGGUUUUCUUUCCAAUUCUACUGCUGGUUGCUAUUGUGAUAUAUGUCAAAUGUCAUGGGAAGUGCAGAUGCCGAAAGAAAAAGAAUUAUGAGAUUGGUAUAAAUAAUGAACAAAAUGCUCUUGAAUUAACAACUGAAGGGUUAUCACCAGCCUUCAAUGGACAAAAACCAAAACCAACAUACAAUAAAAAUGCAGAACAUGUUACCGUCAUCGACGAGGAAGGCUACCAAACAAUUGGUGGUUCUGAUGAAGAAAGUAGCUCUAUGAAAAAUUUGCCUGACGAUGCAUCACACGCAUUUGUAAAUCCAUUGUUUGAAAACGAUGAAAGUUUAAAGACAGAUAAACCAGCUGUGACCUAUGCACAAGUCGAAAAGCACAAAGUAGAAGAAAAUAAAGAAGACGGUAAAAAUCAUCCAGUACCCAAUGAAAUAUAUGAGGAAAUACCCGACGAUAAAAAUGAUGCCAAGGAGUAUUAUCAGAUACCAAAAACUCCCUCAAUUUCAGGUCAGUCGAAAGAAAUUUUAUUCAGCGAUGCAGACAAAAGUAAGGUGAAGGAAAAAAAAUUUGUUCAUAAAUUUGUGGACGAAGACCUUGUCGAUGAAGUAAUCAAAACUGAUGAAGAGGUCAUUAUUAAUUUACCUUCCGACGAUGAAAGCGAAGGUGACUACAACAACAACAAUGUUCAAAUAGUUGAUGUCGCCUCUGUUGACGAUAGAAGCAUCGACAUACUGGUAAAUUCUAGUGAUAGUGUUGACAAUGAAAAGAACGACAGCUUGUUUGAAACAACCACAAUUUUAGAUAAAAAUGCAUUUUGGAAAAGCAAAGCCUUGAAAAGGACCCCCUCUUUUGUAAUUGAUGAUAAUAAACAGACAAUUGAUGAUAAAAGUACCAUUGAAAAAGCUGACGAUAAUACCGAAGAUGCCCUCGAUUUGUUAAAUGAACCCAAGAGGAUUAAGUCUGCCGAUGGUACAUUUCGAAAAUUACCAAUUAAUAAUAUUAUGCAAGACGCUCCUAUUUACACGAAUUCAUCAAGUGUGAUAGCGGCAGAACCUUUGUCAAGGUAUAGUGAUAUUUACGAGAGAGAAACUUCAGAUGACAGUAAUUCAACAAUAAAGGCAACUAACGAGCCGCCAGCUUUUUUUGAUUCAAGCUCUGAUGCUAAUGACUUAUCAACACCAAAUGACGAUUCAGAUUCCGAAGGAAGUACGCACUACAAAUCGCCUGUUCCAUUUACACCGGAAGAGAAACUUAAUGAAAGCGACGAUAAAGAAACGCCACCACUUCCUGUGAAGAGAGGAAGUCUUGUCAGAAGUAUUGAUUCACACGAAGUAUAUGAUAAACCCAGAUGGCCGCCGCUUGCCGCAUUCUCCAGUGAUGCUAGUAAUAAUAAUUACAAUUAUAUACCGCAGAUAAAGGGCGACCGGAAAGAAAGUGUUACCAUCAAUUUUCGUCGACCUGUUCCGGAUGAAAUAAAUUUGAUAAGACUGUCAUAUUCUCAAUUCAACUACGGUAAUAGAAAUAAAAAAUCAGGAAACAGUUCUUGCAACGGUUUUUGUUUAUCCCUUGCUAAUGCAUUUCUUCAAAGAGGUAAAAUAAGCGUUUCAGAACUACUGACUCAAAUUCCUAUGAUACUGGCGUAUUCAGAACAGCUUUGGAAUGAUCUUACCAUCGGUAGUACUACAGUUGACGAAGCUUAUCCGCAUUUAAAAAAGGCCGGCAAGGACGAUUUUAUUUGCAAUCUAGGUGAAGAGAUAUUUUGGAGCAUUGAUCAAGGCUUGGGAGGGAAUUCUCCUUUCGAAGCACUGCAUGACCUAUUUGACAUGUGCGUGAACAAAAAACACAAAAGCUGCUUAAUACUGACAUUCUACCCCGACAAAUCGUGUGUUUGUUUGUUUGAAGAAAAUGGUACGCAAAUCUUUGUUGAUGGCCAUAUCCAUUUUAAAACAAACAAUCAAGAUCGCAAAGACGCCCUUCUCGACCCUGAAUGUGGUGGUGUUGUAGCCAUAGCCAAAAAGAGUAAAUGCGACGCCAUGUUAAAUUUUAUAUUGACCAAUAUGUGUUUGGAAAUGAAAGCCGAUCCUAAGAAUGGGACUGCAAUUCCAAUUCUUCUUGAAAGUCACUCAAAAGUUUCAGAUCACAGUUUUCAAUUCAUCUAAAAAUAAUACAUAUAUUUUUAGGACUAAUAAAUAUUUAUAUAUAUAUAUACAGUUGCGAUA